Adineta steineri is the source of this 687-nucleotide messenger RNA. NCBI's taxonomy places the organism in Eukaryota, Metazoa, Rotifera, Eurotatoria, Adinetida, Adinetidae. The record is from the annotation of a GenBank genome assembly.
AUGGCUUUUGAUCCAACUGAUAUGCAAGAUUGGAUUCGUUCUGAUCAAUAUCACAAUCGUUUUCUUAUUCCUCAUGACGAUGCUCUUAGUUCUGCAUUAAAUUUAAGUGAACAAAAUAAACUUCCCGCUUAUGCGGUAAGUGAAGCACAAGGUAAAUUUUUGAAUCUGUUAGUCAAAAGUAUUCAAGCUCGACGCAUACUGGAAAUUGGAACACUUGGAGGAUAUUCGACAAUCUGGUUGGCUAAAGCACUUCCUGUAGAUGGUGAAAUUCUCACAUGUGAGAUUUCUGAUGAAUUUGCCAAGAUUGCACAAAAAAAUAUUGAUAAUGCUGGUCUAACAAAUAAAGUAAAGAUACUGGUCGGUCCUGCAAUUACAUUGCUUCCUAAUAUUCAUCCAGAUGCUAGUUUUGAUUUAGCCUUUAUCGAUGCUGACAAGCAAUCGAAUGUUGAAUAUUUUAUUCAAGCGAAACGAUUAGUAAGGAAUGGAGGUAUCAUUAUUGUUGAUAAUGUCGUACGUAAUGGACGAGUAGCCGAUCCAGAACAAAGUGAUGCAAGUAUUGAAGGUGUUCGUAGACUGUUAGAAUAUAUUCAAAAUGAUUCAACAGUUGAAGCAACUACAUUAGCAACUGUUGGAGAAAAAGGUUAUGAUGGAUUUUUGUAUGCUAUAAACAAGCCUUCUAAUAAUUAA